ACGUGUUUGCCUUUCCUAACACUGCUGUCAAGGAAUGAAUGUGUAAGGCUAGCCGAGUGGUAGCUUUGGCAAUGUUGUCACUCUCAGAAUGAUAUCGCAGCGGGACAGAGGAGAACUGGCUCGCUUUUAUACUGUCACAGAUCCUAAAAAGCACCUGAGAGGCUACACCGUGUACAAAGUCACCGCGAGGAUCAUCUCCAGGAAGAACCCAGAGGAUGUCCAAGAGAUAACGGUAUGGAAGAGAUACAGUGAUUUCAGGAAGCUUCAUCAGAACCUCUGGCAGUUGCAUAAGAAUGUAUGUAGCCAGUCGGAGCUGUUUCCUCCGUUUGCCAAGGCCAAAGUCUUCGGCCGUUUUGAUGACUCGGUAGUUGAGGAAAGAAGACAGUGCUCCGAGGAUCUGCUGCAGUUCUCUGCUAAUAUCCCUGCUCUCUAUAGCAGCCAGCACAUCCAAGAUUUCUUCAAGGGAGGUGAGGUCCACGACGGCUCCGAGCUUAUCGGGCCAGCUGAGUCCUUUUCAGACUUCUUGGCAGACAGUUUAUCAGACUGCAGCUCUGAUGUUCAAAGAGACAUCAGUGGUGCGGAUGAUUUGACUAUAACGUCUGAGUAUGGAGGCCCGUCCAGUGACAGCGACCUGACCUCCCUGGCUGUGGAUACAGACUCUUUGGCUGAGCUGGAUGAUGGCAUGGCCUCAGGCUGCACCUCCCCAAACCAGCCACAGGGGGGAGCCACCAACAUUAGCAGCAGCUGCAGCCCUCGCUUUCGCCGCACCCCAUCUCCUGCCCCAGUCCCUGCUUCCUCAGCCCUUAACCCAGAGGUCAGCUGGCCAGGCCGAACGGCGCUCUUCUCUGGCAGUCUGAAGAAAGCCAGUGGUGGCAACCCUAAGGACGGGAAGUCCGAUUACCUAGAUAGAACUAGUGAGCUCAUCUGUUUGGCUGUACAGAAGGAAAAAGAGCGGGACUUUCAGGCAGCUUUCUCCUGCUAUCGCAGCGGGGUGGACCUGCUGCUGCAGGGAGUGCAAGGUGAGCCCAGUCCCACGCGGCGAGAGGCAGUGAAGAAGAAGACUGCAGAGUAUCUGAUGCGUGCAGAACAGAUAUCCAGUCAGCAUCUGAGAAGCAACAUGGGUCAAGGGUCGACACAGACAGUGGCUUUGGGGGCACAUUGUUGCCCUUCCUCCAGCAGAGGAGGCCAGCAGAGUCCAUCUGAGGAGCUGAGAGCAUACCGGGUGUUGGGGGUCAUAGAUAAGGUUCUUUUGGUCAUGGACAAGAGAACACAAGAGACGUUCAUCCUGAAAGGUUUGAGAAAGAGCAGUGACUGUGGGCGGACUAAGCGGACAAUCAUGCCUCAUUCUGUGCCCCACAUGGUGCAGCUAAAGAAGUUCGUCGUCUCUGAAGACACAGUUUUCCUUUUACUGCAGUAUGCUGAAGGGGGGAAGCUGUGGUCUCACAUUGGAAAGUACCUGCGUAAUUCCAGUCCAGAGGAGAGCUUUGACAUUCCUUACAUCCAGAAGAGCCACACUGCGGCUGUACACUCUCCCCAACAUGCUGUACCACAGCUCGAUGUAGAUUCAGCCAGUUCUGGUUCUGGGCCCGUUUCUUGUUCUACCUCUGUAUCAGAGCUCCAGAACAAAGGGGAGAAGCAGAUCGCCUCUCCUAGGAAAAGUGUUCUCCCUCCCAGGCUUAUCGAACAAAUUGGGGCCCAGUCAGACUCUGGAGCCGCCUCUGAGGAAGAGUGCACCAACAGUUAUUUGACACUUUGCAAUGAGUACGAGCAAGACAAAGUCGAACCAGAUGCACUAGAAGAAGAGGCGGAAGAGAAGAGCGAACAGGAAAUGCUGUCACUGGAAGUGCCCGUCGCGACGACCACCACUUCCUCGCGUAGCCGGUCGCUGCUGAGCAACGACAGCCUCUCUUCACCCAUCAGCUCUCAGGAACUUGGCUUUUUCACAGAGUUGUCCGACAAAAGUAGCCACACCCUUGACAAUGAGCAAUACCGUGGCGAGGGACAGGACCACAGUGACGUGUUCAGUCCUAUGCUGUCCCCUGCUGGGCCUCUGUCUUUGGAUCACUCCAAGCACACGCCAAUGGAGUUUUUCCGUAUUGACAGCAAAGACAGUGCAAGCGAGGUGACCUGUCUUGACUCAGGAGAGCAGCGCCCUUCUCAUAAGCCGGUCUCCCUCUUUUCUGCAUCUGACCUGGGCUCGGAUGUCACUGAGGACCUUCCAGAGCUGGCUCAGGAGGUCAAGGGCCACAGCUCAGAGCGUUGGGGGUUGGACUGCAGCGUUAAAGGCUCCAAUGAGUCGGUGCCAGUCAUCUCAUUUAAAGAAGCAGUCGUGGAGGAUGAGGGUCACCCACCAGACCUUUUGGUCAACCUGCCUGUAAUGGGUGGGACUGUAGACUCUUUAAAGGAGGAACUCGACACCUUGGGUGUGUGUCUCGGCCUCGAGGCCACAGCCUCGCCUAAGAAGUUCAUCCAGCCUGAUGUUUUACAGCUUCACAGCCAGCCUGAGGAAGGGGAGGAGCAGCCACUGAAGCAGGAGCUUUCAUCUCUAUGUACAGGCUCUGCAACUUGUGACACUAGUGUUGCAUCUUCCUCUCCCUUCAACUCACUGUGGGAUGACUGCAGUUUGGCGUUUGGGUCAGACGCCUCUGACAAAAUGUUUGUUCACCCUUCAUGCCAAAAUAAUCACCUUGACCUUUCAGUUACUGACUUGCUUAAUGGGAAACUAGAGGCCGGUACAAGAGUAAAUACAGACUUGGUUCCUGACCGCAGUGGUAAAAGCACAGACUCCAUCCCAGCCACAAAUGGGACUGAGGCGUGCACAGUGGUUGAGAGUUUAUUUGGUCUCAAUGGUGAAUCUUCAAAAGUUAUUAGUAAUACAGGUGGCUGCGAAUUUGAUAAAGAAGUAUCGCAGCUGUUUGCAGAGCUGGACGAGCUGUCGUUGGCCGCAUCCCAAGUUCGUAUCCCGGAGGAGUUUGUACGAUGCUGUGCCGUAGCGAUGGUGACAGCCCUAGACUCUCUGCACCAAGAGGGCAUCUUCUGUCGAGACCUUAACCCCAACAACAUCCUGCUCGACCACCAAGGUCAUGUUCAGCUCACCUACUUUUGCAGCUGGAAUGAUGUGGAGGAGUCCUGCGACAAAGAGGCCAUUGCCAAUAUGUACUGUGCACCAGAGGUGGGAGGAAUCAGCGAGGAGACGGCAGCAUGCGAUUGGUGGAGUUUGGGCGCCGUACUGUACGAGUUGCUGACGGGCAUGUCCUUGCUGCGGUGCCAUCCAGCAGGAAUCGGUCGCCACACCGCUCUCAACAUCCCCGAGUCUGUUUCAAAAGAGGCCAGAUCUCUACUGGAGCAGUUGCUCCAGUACAACCCAGUGGAGAGACUAGGGGCAGGUGUGGGAGGCGUGGAUGAUAUCAAAUCCCACCCUUUCUUUGCCAGAGUGGACUGGCCCAAAUAGACGCUGUGCAUUGUGGGACUGCGGAAACCAGAGCUGCAUGCUGGGAGACCGGCUGUCCUGAAUGCGUUCCUUUCAGACUGGAAACACAAAUAGACAGUAAAUACAAAAUAUGCAUUUCUGCACGCGUCUCCCAUUUUAUGUAUGGCCAUUCAGUCCCCACAUAUUUCUUUUUUUAUACGGAAUUUGCCAAGAAGCAGUAUUACUUUCCUCGUAAAUUGCUCAUUUCUUUAUCUCAUAGAGGGUUUACUGUGUAACCUUUGUGGUGCAGGGAACACUUAACAACAUGCGUGCAGUAAUUUAUACAAUAAGUGCUGGUACAGAGUGAUGAUCCCAUACGACAUUGUUACUUUUACAAUCACACAGUAGCGGUAAGCCAAAUGGACACGAGUGAAAGGUGACAAUUUUGUUUACACUGCAUUUAUUAGGUUGUGUAGGUUACCCAUUUAAAUUGAGGCAGACUUAAAGCUGCUAAAUGAGUUCUUCAGAGCGACAAAUUAUUAUUAUUAUUAUUAUUUAUGUAAAGAUAGAGUGGAGCCUGAUCAGAGAAUGGAGUCUUUCUCUCUCUGUGUGUGAGUGUUACAAUUUAGAGUUACUCCGCUCUUUGUUGACCCAGCCGGGCCAGCUGCACGUGCAUGUGAGCGGGCCCCACUGGGUGGUUCAUGGCCGCCACUGUGCACUGCGCUUAUACGGUUGUUACGUAACGAUUGUCCCGACCAAUUGCAUCAUCGCGGAAGCCUAGCACCCACCCUUUGGUUCCACCCUCAGGUAAACAAUGCCGGCUCUGUCAGCACUUUAGCCGUUGUUUGCGCUGUUAGCUGCUAGCACUGUUAGCUGCUAGCCGGCUCGGCCGUCUCGCCUUGUGAGAGCCGUCGAGAGGCAAUAAAAGAGGUCCCAAUCUCGUUUAUUGUACCUUAAGUCAGCUUUCCUAAAAACACAAGUGCAAUACACUCAGUUUGUUGCCGCCUUUAACAUAUUAAUUAUUCCUCGCCGAGCCCAUUUAGUUGAGCUCAAUUGAUGGCUAUUUUUAGGUAGGAGAUGGUUUUGUUGUUUAGUGAAGUGUUUAGUUUAGUUUAGAAGAUUGACUUAUUUAAUAGCUUAUAUCUGGAAAAAGUGUCCGUUUAGCAGACAGGAGAGCAAAAAAAUAAAGAAUGAGACUAACCACAUAUUUCAAACCAGCCCUUUUUACAGUUUGUAGUUGUUUUAUGAAUCUGUUCACUACAUUUUCUGCAUGGAAGAAUAUGAUUGAUGUAAUGUAUGUAAUACUAUGAAAAUUGUAUCAAACAAUAAAUGAUGUGCGUCUUGUAAA
Molecule: messenger RNA, 4757 nt
Organism: Cyclopterus lumpus (lumpfish)
Lineage: Eukaryota; Metazoa; Chordata; Actinopteri; Perciformes; Cyclopteridae
Gene: rps6kc1
Product: ribosomal protein S6 kinase polypeptide 1
Exons: 16
Coding region: 89-3451 (1120 amino acids)
Biological process (GO): protein phosphorylation
Cellular component (GO): early endosome
Molecular function (GO): protein kinase activity; ATP binding; phosphatidylinositol binding
Source: RefSeq, a predicted model, not a curated record